Acanthopagrus latus (yellowfin seabream) is the source of this 2880-nucleotide messenger RNA. RefSeq names its product chromodomain protein, Y-like (gene cdyl). Gene Ontology annotation, molecular function: transcription corepressor activity. Bases 202 to 1881 code for a protein of 559 amino acids. Lineage: Eukaryota; Metazoa; Chordata; Actinopteri; Spariformes; Sparidae. Gene Ontology annotation, cellular component: nucleus. The record is from RefSeq and is a predicted model, not a curated record. The transcript has 7 exons.
UUAUUUUGGAGGUGAGUCAGUGUGACCGGAUGUUAAGGUAAAGCUGGUUUGCUAACAGCUAGCAGCUAACAGCUAGUUAAGUGUGAUAAACUAGCAGACCGUUCCGGUAAAAAGCCGAAUCACUGACGGAACAUCUUCCUCUCAUGUUGCUGCUCGACUGAAGAAGUUUCUGGAAGCUGCUCGUGCACGCGCACAGUCUCCAUGGCUACAGAGGAGUUCUACGAGGUGGAGCGGAUUGUGGACAGGAGGAGGAACAGGAAGGGGAAGUUGGAGUACCUGGUCAGGUGGAGAGGUUAUGGUUCUGAGGGGGACACAUGGGAGCCAGAGAGUCACCUGUCCACCUGUAUGAUCUACGUCCAUGACUUCAACCGUCAGUACGCAGAGAGGCAGAGAGACAACAUGUUGCUGCGCUCCACCCGCAGCUCACCCAGCCACCACUGUAGCCCCACCCACAGACCACCUUGCAGGCUGCCGCCCUCUACGGCUGCUCAUGUUGACAUCAGCAGUGAGAUCAGCUGCGGUCUAACUGCAGACUGUGAUCGGGUGAAACCCGCUCUUGUCCCAGCUCACUUGGUCCGCCUGGCCUCAAUCAGCUCACAGCAGCCUGCUGGUCUGACCCCGGCGUCUGCGGUUGGCUCCGCCCGCCGCAGCGUGGACCUGUCCAAGACCGGCAUCAAGAUCCUGGUUCCUAAGAGUCCGAUGAACAGCCGCCUGGACUCAGAUGAGUCUCCCGGUGAGGCGGCUCAGGGCCUGGAGGCUGGAGCUCAGGAGGCUCACCUGGUCCCACCUGAGGUCGCCCUGUUGGAGAAACCUGCAGGAGUCCAGCUGGGGCCUGGAGAGGAGAGGGCCCGCAUGGGGACUAGACCCCGAAACCAGAACCCCCUGCCCCUGCCACGAGCACCCGUUACACCUGCUGCCAUGCGCUCCCUCUGUGGCACAGGUAACUCGCCACUGAUGGAGGCUGUCCCUGCCAACGGGAUGUCAGGUGUGCAGAGUGCCGUUGCCGGAUCGACUAGUGUGACUGGGAAACGUCGUCUGGAGGAACGUUGUGCCUUCGAUAAACGUCUGAGGUUCAGUGUUCGACAGACGGAGAGUGCUUAUCGUUAUCGUGACAUCGUGGUGAAGAAACAGGACGGUUUCACACACAUCCUGCUGUCCACCAAGAGCUCUGAGAACAACACGCUGAACCCUGAGGUGAUGAAGGAGAUCCAAAGCGCUAUGGCGACGGCAGCUUCAGACGACAGUAAAAUGGUGUUACUCGGUGCCGUUGGCAGCGUCUUCUGCUGCGGCCUCGACUUCCUGUACUUCAUCAGACGCCUGACGGACGACAGGAAGAAGGAGAGCAUCAAGAUGGCAGAGACCAUCAGGACCUUCGUCAACACCUUCAUCCAGUUCAAGAAGCCCAUUGUGGCAGCAGUGAAUGGGCCGGCGCUCGGCCUUGGUGCCUCCAUCCUGCCGCUUUGCGAUGUGGUGUGGGCCAAUGAAAAGGCUUGGUUCCAGACACCAUACACAUCCUAUGGCCAGACACCAGACGCCUGCUCGUCCUUCACCUUUCCGCGCAUCAUGGGCCUCGCCUCGGCUAACGAGCUGCUGCUGAGCGGCAGGAAGUUGACGGCUCAGGAGGCGUGUUCUAAAGGUUUGGUUUCUCAGGUUCUCUGGCCAGGAACCUUUACGCAGGAAGUGAUGCUGCGAAUUAAGGAGUUGGUGACUGUUGACUCACUGGUUCUACGGGAGUCUAAGGCCCUGAUGAGGAACACCAGCCGCAAUGCUCUGGAGCAAGCUAAUGAGCGGGAGUGUGAAGCCCUGAAGAGAGUCUGGGGCUCAUCUCAGGGAACUGACUCCAUCCUGCAGUACCUGCAGAGGAGAACCGAGCUCUGCUAGAACCAGGACCGUGACCAGAAGCUGACCAGGAACAGGACUGGUCUCGUGACUCAGCAGAUCUGAGCUUCAACAGUGACGCAGCAGAUUCUGAGAUGGACAGGAAACACUGAAUGCUCCCCCUUUUGUUGUCACAUUUAAGUUAUAAUUGCAGCAGGACGAUGAUUUAAAAACAGACAUUUCUGUAAAUCCUUUUGUUCUCAAAUCUUUCACUUUGGUUUUGUCUCUCCUGUGGAGUUCCACAGGGUUCUGCUGUUGGUCCACUGUCAUUCAGCUUCACAUUCUUCCUUCGGGUGGUAACAUCUGGAAGCUGAUGAUCAGAUUUAUGAAUGACUUGGUUUAUGUUUUUGACUAUUGUUCCUGCCAGACCAAACCGAGGGCAUCGAUAACUGUGGCCGUCUGAGAAGAGCCUGAACAGUCAUAUUCAGGAUUUAAACUGCUCACACGUAUAACUGUAUUUAUGUGGUAACAGAUGGCUAAAGACACAAGAUUUCCCACGAGAGUUCUGCAGAAUCACCUGAGCUGGGUUUUCCCUUUUCCUUUCCCUUUUAAAUGGACGUAAUCCCAGACCUUUUCCCAGAAUUCCCUCUGGUGAAUUUCCACAUGCAGGAAUAAACAGUAACUGGAGGCUAGAAACCAACACUGACCUUUUAUGUUUCCAUCAUGACAUCACAGUUGAGUCCACCUGCAGUCUGCAGCUCCUCAGUUUGUACUCACUUAGAUUUUAAUGACUGUGACGUUUCCCUUAGCGCCACCCUCAGGAGUCCAUGUUCAGCACAAAUCAGUCAUCAGAUGUACAGAAUUUGAGUUCAGUUUAAGUUUGUAUGAUCAUGCAACAGUUUGACAGUGAUGAAUUAUGGAUAAAUGUUGACACCUGAGGCCUGAGAGGCUACAGUGUGUUGGCAUGGCCUGUUAGUCAUGUGAGGAUCUGAGCAGGUUCAGCUCUGUUAACAAAAAAAGUUUUUCUACAUGUAUAAAUAAACAGACUCAUACAUUCCAGAA